Messenger RNA from Aspergillus versicolor CBS 583.65, 1078 nucleotides. RefSeq lists its product as uncharacterized. The record is from RefSeq and is a predicted model, not a curated record. NCBI's taxonomy places the organism in Eukaryota, Fungi, Ascomycota, Eurotiomycetes, Eurotiales, Aspergillaceae. The transcript is spliced from 2 exons. The coding region runs from base 129 to 782 and encodes 217 amino acids.
AUUCGACAACGUAUGCUGCUGUUCUUUGGGGUGGGCUGCUGCUCAGCCAUGGGGCGCCAACCGCGGGAUUUGGCCGUGCUUCGAGAGAAAGACCAAGGCCUUGCGAUCUUACAGACCACUCGGGUUGGAUGCAAAUCUCCCCCCUCGACUCGCCGGGCGCCACGUUGUUCUGGGCUACACCCGUUCGGGUCCUGUUUUACCCAUCACGCCGAGAACAGCAAAGUACCUGUUCGCCCAACACCCUCCAUUACGAUUUGACGAUGGGCUAUACUUCCUGGGGUUUCGCGGUUCAGUCGGUUAUCGUGCUGCAGAGAACGAGCCAGCCGAAGCCCAUCUCAUCGAUGAUUGUUCGGUUGUCGCCUGAAUGCAGUUUGCUCGCGACAAACGGGCAUUUCUGGCAAAUUUGCACGCAGAAUUCUCUUUUCUGGAAAACCGUGCAUGAGGAGAAACUCCGAAGAGGUCACCUCAAAGAUCUCCGCCCGUUGGAACGCUGCGGGUACCGGACGGAAGGUUUCCAAGGUUCAGUCACUCUCGAUUCAGGUCCCGAACGCCGCGUAGUUUCCAGAGUACGUAGAGUAAAACGCAUGUUCCAAGUUCUAUCACUAACCUUCCCAUUACGGAGCACUUUCCCCCCCUUUGAGGGAUCUGCACCCGUGCUCGAGUCCCUCAAGUUCAUCAAUAAUGGAAACUUCGAAGUUCGAACCCGUGUACACCGUAGAUUAGGUGGUGUGGACCGUCGGGAAAGGAUCGGAGAUUGGCCUCACGUGGGUACAGUCACGUGAGACCCGUUGUGCUUGCUUGAAACACCGAAUUCUACCAGACUCCCACUCUCCCAGCGGCCCACAUGGGAUCCCAAAUUACAUCUUCAUUCCAUCCCCGGGGCAUGGCCGGAAGACGUUCGGAAGACGGCACCGUUAUUAGCCUCCAGUCUUUAGACUUUAUCGAAUAAUCGAAACUCAUCAAUCUUGGUGCUAGCGGAUUCUUGUGUCGAUCAGCUCAUGUGACUAAAUGGGACCCUGACUAAUCGACAGCGACUGUCGGCGAAACACCGGCAGCGCCAAUUGUCGUCAUAUAUUGU